CCUGCCUGCAUGAUUUCUUUUUUGGGGAUCUAUGAUCGCUUUCAUCGCUUCAAGUGUCCAGAAAAAAAUUCUGCUUAUGCACAUGUAAUAGACCUACUCUUUUCUCUGGAUGAAAACGAAUGCCGAGUAAUGAAGGGGACCCCUGCGACUACUCCGGGCAGCAAGUCAUCCCCAACACCUCAGAAGAGUUCUUCAAAGAGCCCCGCCCCUGUGCGCCGGAGCAAAUCCCCCGCUGAUUCAGGUAACCAUCAAGAUGCAAAUGGAACAUCGAGCAGCCAGCUCUCCACCCCCAAAUCGAAGCAGUCCCCAAUCUCCACACCUACCAGUCCAGGGAGCCUCCGUAAGCACAAGGUAGACCUGUACCUGCCUCUGUCCUUGGAUGAUUCUGAUUCCCUCGGAGACUCCAUGUAAAGAAACCCCGUUGUCCGAGUGUCUAACGCGCACUCUAUUUUCGAUGCAGUGCGGUCCUUCUGCCAAAAAGAAGCAGAGAGGUCAUUGGUGCUUGCAAACCAAUCCAAGGACACAAAGUUAUGUCUUUCCCCCUCCCCUUAUAGUUUAUCCUCUGUGCUACAAACCAACACCUAUCAACCAACAGAGAUAAAGGGAUACCAUGAUAUGAGUAACUUCAUAAUAGAGAAAAAAUGGCCAUUUGGCAAUUUGGAGUCAGGGUGACUCAUGCCCUUUCAGAUGUCUCUUCUUUUAUUCUGGGAUGCCAAAUUUACGAUUGGCUGCAGGGAGGGCGACUUCCCCUCCCCCACCCCCAUUUUUUUGGUACAAACUUUACUUUAGCACGUUGUUGUAAUUUUGACAGAAAAUGUUCUAAUUUUGUCUUCAUGCCAAAAGGGAAACAUUUCCUGCCACCAGCACCUUUCCCCCAGAUACUGAUGAAAACCAGCAGUGAUUCUGUAGGAGCAGCCCUCUCUCCCAUGUUUUCUCUUUCUGAGAGUUCACACCUGCAUAGUGUACGAUGCUAGUUUCUGUCGCUCAAAGCCAGCGGGGAGAGAAAUCUGUUGACACCAUCUUUAAAAGAUGCCAAGACAGAACGGGUUGUUACACUAUCAAGACAUGCUUGGUAAAGAGUUUCAUAAAUGGCAAAUUUGACUCUCAGAUUGGAUAAUAGGGUACGUUUUAAUAGAUGCACAAGGAUAUUUCAGCGGUUUGAUAUUUUUAAAGAAAGAUUAUAAUAUAUAACUGGCAAUAAAAAAAGAAAUGGUCUGGUUGCUAUGAAGUUAUCUUCACUGCCAAAUGGUAUCUCUCGAUCUCUGCGUAGAAUUGAAUGCCUUGCAAACAGCUAACACUGAAAACACUGUGAAAAUUCUGUUUUCAGGUCUGACAUCUCUAGGUAAUUUUUUUAAAAAAAUAACCCACACUUUUAUAAAGGAAAACAAUUUUAGCUGUGUUCUAGAAAGUCUGUAUUUCAAGCUCCUUUUUUAAAAAAAAACUGGGGACUUUCUUUUGCUUAAAAAAAAAGAAUACAAUUUUUUAAAGUGUAUAAAGAAAAGUUCAAAACAUAACAGUUUGAAAGUGGCUACCAGACCAGCACUAGAGGUAGAGAAAUUGGGGCUGCAUGGACAGAGGGGUCUGGGGAAAUUGCAAUCAGUUCAAUGUUUUGAGAGUGUUUAACAGCAUCUUAGGUUUGACAUUUUCUGUAUUUCGGUAAACUUAAACUAGAGCCAGAUGCUCAGAUUGUAGAACUGUUAGGGGUCUUCACAACCAAGUGUGUUUUAAACAACUCUUUCUUCUACGUAAACCAAAUGGAAAGAAGAAUCUUUUCAUUUUUUUAAUACCACUGGUGCACGGUGCACAAUUGUAUACAGAGCUGAGUGUUUUUCCUGGGUCCAGACAGAAGUGCUAGAUUGAACAUGUCAACUUAUUCCUUAUUUGAGGGAAUACACUUUCUGCAGUCUGGUAAAACAGUAUCAAAGCAAUACCCAAUUCAAACCAGCCUUUGGGUUGCUUUUCAGCUCUGCUUGAGAUUUCUCCGCAACCCCCUGUGAUUCUAGAAUGUAUUAUGACCAUUUGUUACGACUGGGGAAUUUUUUUUCUCCUUUUACCGAUUUUGUGUUCUUUAAAUUUCGCGUUUUUGUUUUGCGAGCUGCCGUGGCUCAUUGGCUUAAAGUGGAAAGAAACGAAUCACCGUAAUAAAGAAAUCAUAAUCAAUGGGCCACUGAACUCUACGAGAACCCUUGGCUGUGACAGGAGAGCUAAGCUUGGCCGCUCCCAGACGUUGAUUGGCGGCGAGCCUCUGUGUUUUUGCCACGGACAUCUUUGAAGUUAAAAAUGUGAAUAUGCCAGGCUUUAUGGUCUUUUUAAAAAGGAGAAGAUUCGGAAGUAACUGAUGGCUGCCGUUGGUAGGAAUCCUGCGUCUCAAGCACACGGUACUGCCCUGCCAUUUUUUUAAACCAAACCUGUAAGACCUGGAAUCCCCUAACCGCUAUGUCAGUGUUUCGCCUAAUAUAUCUUAACUUUUGGCCCAGAAGAUUCGGCAUCCAUGUAUGUUCAUGGUCAGAUCGCUGUGGGGAAGGCUGGCCUUGAGGACAAAGCACAGGGAAGACUUACAGGAGGAUUUUCCAUUGUGUGUUUGGAAUCUGACAGAUCUUGGUGUGUGAAUUGGAGCAGGUCUCUUAGUUUCUUGGUGCCUCAAUUUACCUUAUCUGUCAAACGGGGACAGUAAUACUUCUCUACCUCACGGGGAGGGACGGGGGGAUUGGGUUGGCAAACGAGUCAUUUCGUGAACAUCGCAAGUACGUUUUUGGAUCAACUGGUGGCAAGAGCUGUAUAUAAUGUCCAUAGUAGUUGGUGUUGUGUUAUUAAUAGUAACCGCUUCCCGAUGCUAACUGAGAAAUUUCCUUUGCUGCAACAGCCAGAAGGCCAUGAUCCAACAGAGCAAGUCCGCGCACACAAUGGGCUUUCACUCUUGUCCUCUCCAGGACUGCAAAGCCCUUUUCCUUUCUGAUCUCUCCUCACAGAGCCCGUAAAGGGGCUCUGGAUCACAGCUCUGUAAACAUAGCAUCUGGAUCAUAGCUCUGUAAACAUAGCAUAGAUCACAAACUCCUUAAGCCGACAAAACACUCCAGUUGAAUUGGAGGUUAUGUUUUGUUUGUGAAAUUUUAACUUUGGUCCAUCUUUGAUCUCUCUUUCUCUGUCAUGCUCCCAGUCUGUGCUCAAGAGUAGGAGCACAGGCCAUGCAUUGGGAGGAAGGGAAAUUGCAGUUUGUUUCCAUCAAUGAGGAUAGAUCAGGACUCCACAGAAGUGCAACUUCCCAAUAAUAUGGCAGUGAUGAGAAUGAUACUCCAUUCAAGAGCUGAAGUUCCUGCCACCUACAACUCAAUCACUGCUAUCUCAGUGAGAUGUAAGCGGUCGGACACCACACUGUGCAGUGAGGAUCAUACCACCACUGCUUUUCUCAUGAGCCAAUCCUAUAUUCACUUGGACACCCAAUGCACUAGGUUGCUGUCCAGGUGCAGGCCUGCAAUUGACAUCAGUACUUCGGAGUCUUUCCUUCUCUUCAUCGAAGUCAUUUUCAUGGCAGGCAAAACUGGGAAGCCUUCAAUUUAAAACGAUGGCUAAAUGGAAUCUCAAAGGCCGGGUGACUCUGAAUGUCAUGUAUUGGAAGCAAACACGAGGGCUUGAUUUUCACGUUAUCUCCUUGAAGCAUUUUUCUGAUCCCCUUUGGAUCAGGUGGUGUGAUCCUCCAGGGUUUUCGAUACGUUCCUCAGAAAACCAUUGUUUACAAGGAACAGGUUUCCCCCAUCUUCCGUCAGCAAUGUGUUUUCUUCAAACAAUACGGCUAGAGCAGGGGCGUCCAACUCUGGCGCUUCAAAUGUUCGUGGACUACAACUCCCAUCAGCCCCUGCUGGCCUGGCCAAUUGGCAGGGACUGGUGGGAAUUGUAAUCCAUGAACAUCUGAAGCGCCAGAGUUGGACACUCCUGAGCUAGAGGCGUUUAUUUCCAGUUGCUCUUAAAGAGAAUUGUCCGAGAGCCUGAUCCAGCGAGGACUCUCUUGCCCAGUGUGCGUGGAUGUCCAGACCACUCUGCUGAGUAGGACCGGGCAAGAUUGGGAUUCCUCAUCAUUCAUGUCGCCGCAUGUCGCAUCAGCAAAAUAUACAGAGGCCUCGUGGAAAGAGAAGGUUCUUUUUUCACAAGGAAAAGAAAAGCCAUUCGAGCCUGCAAAAGUGAAACAGGGUAAAGGACCAGACUCCCAGGUUUUAGAAGCAAUUCUUCAGGUAAAAAAAAAAAUCCUUGAACUGUAGGUAGAAAUCAGUGACCAUGUUGGAUGUAAAACUGCCUGUAUAGUAGAUGUUGCAUGAUGUCUUUGUA
Molecule: messenger RNA, 4320 nt
Organism: Sphaerodactylus townsendi
Lineage: Eukaryota; Metazoa; Chordata; Lepidosauria; Squamata; Sphaerodactylidae
Product: neuronal migration protein doublecortin-like
Exons: 4
Coding region: 10-411 (133 amino acids)
Source: RefSeq, a predicted model, not a curated record